UAUGCGUGUGAAAUAUUUAUUACAUGAGAAGUUAAAAUAUUUUACUACUGAAUCCGAGAUUGCAGCAAAGAUGAACUCCUUCUGGCUAGUUAGCGUGUGGAGUAUAUUAAUAUAUUAUCUUGAAAAUCCCCCCCCCCCUAAUUUAAAAACAUUUUUUACCCGCUUUGCUUCAUGUACAGCUCUCUUUCUUUUUUCUAUUACUAUAAUUGUUAUGUGCGAAUAAAACUUCAAGGUCGUAAAUCUAAUUACAAACCCUUCAUGCGAAGAUGACAAUGCCCGACAUUUAACGGUUCCGUUAGAUCUGAUCAAAAAUGUGGAAGAUACCGUCGUUUUCUAUCUCGUAACGUGUUUACCUUUUGUGAGUUUUUCCGUUGCUAGUCUUUUAAAGAAUAAAAUGCGUUGUCACUUUUGCAUUUGCAGAGAAACCGCAGAAGCAAAUAAACAGCUUAAAGAAGCAAAAACUUUGAUGUCUAAUUCAUACUUGAUCAGACAAAGCUUUUAAAUCUGUGCAGAUGUAAACGGAGACUUUAGAGGCUUAAAUUACAUUGUAAAGCAACUACAUCAAAACAGAAAUUGGUUUUUAAACAUAUGAAGACCCGGAUAUAUUUAAAGCUGUUCUUGAUCGGUGCUGAAACAAAAAUACAUAUUUAAUAUACACUUAUUCAUUUAAUAUAACAAUGAAGCGCACUGAGUCAGGGCAAAAAGAAAUGGUUCCGGUAGUUCCUGAGAAGAGGGCAAGGUUUGAGCGGACCCAGGAUAUUUUAGAAAAAAGUGGACUACUAGAGAUUACUAAAAAUACUGCACUUCUCAUCAAGAGUAAUCAGCAGGCUCAUAUUGAGUUGCAGCAGCUCAAUCAGGAGGUUCAGGAGUUCGUUAGAUCAGUCUUAUCCAACCCAGAGAACAACGGGUCAACCAACCAGGCCAGAAAUUCCUUCUUGUUGAACCCUCUUGAUCAGCCAGGAACAUCUCCAUCUCCGCAGAUAUCUGUGAUAAAACAACACCAGUCCAGUACUUUUCUUGAAUGUACUUCUAGCCAAGGAGGAAAUUAAAGUAAUUGUAAACGUGUUUUUAAGUGUCCCAAAGAUACUACAAAAAUAUAUGGCAGAAACCUUAA
This is a messenger RNA of Eurytemora carolleeae, 1114 nucleotides long. RefSeq lists its product as uncharacterized. Gene Ontology annotation, biological process: negative regulation of DNA-templated transcription; negative regulation of circadian rhythm. The coding region runs from base 678 to 1049 and encodes 123 amino acids. The transcript is spliced from 6 exons. The record is from RefSeq and is a predicted model, not a curated record. NCBI's taxonomy places the organism in Eukaryota, Metazoa, Arthropoda, Copepoda, Calanoida, Temoridae.